This is a messenger RNA of Coregonus sp. 'balchen', 30679 nucleotides long. The record is from the annotation of a GenBank genome assembly. Lineage: Eukaryota; Metazoa; Chordata; Actinopteri; Salmoniformes; Salmonidae.
CGUUAUACCGGAGAAAGAUAAACCUAUUAAGAUGAGAUGCUGGACGACUUUCCCUAACUACGUCCCAAUGGAACGUAACUUCCUGCUCUUUCCUUGGUGAAGACAGAAAAUUACCAUUUGGAAAAUAAAUGGAUUCAAGCUUAUAAUAUUUCAUGAGGUAAUAUAAUAAUAUUAUUGCAUAUCUUCAGUGUAAUCUGCCUAUCUACGUGUUUUGUAAACAAGCUCAGGCAUGGAGUCAAUCUGAAAACGCCGUAGUUGGAUAGGCUCAGCUUCUUUAAUGCGAUUAGUGUUAGGAUAUACUUUCUACUUUCUAUUUUUCCCAGCGUUAUCUGACUUUCUUGAUAGUGAUGGUGAACGUGAUAAUGCUGUGUCUGUAGCCUAUUUCAAAAAUAAAAGCUAAAGCAGUGUCCUUAAACGUUGAUGUAUGACGCGGUAAUAUUAUGGAGAUGUAUAACAGUCUAUGGUCACACGGUCUAUAAAAAAUGAAAUAAUAACUGAUAUGAACAUGUAGCCUAUAGUACAAUUUGAAAGUCACAAUUUCUAUACAUUUCACCUAUGCUCAAAGAAGUUAUAGGCUAAAUGCUUAUUAUUUUCACAAUAUAAUUUUGAGGUUACUGUAAAUAUGAUGAAAUCAGUUGUUACAUAAUUUACUCAAUUUCUCAAUAAUUUCAAGAGUGUAGAAAUUACAUUAAAUGUCAUAUUAAUCACCAAAACACCAGUUUGAUACAUGUUUCAGGGCCCUGUGAAGGUAUUCAAAGCUGAUUGACAUUAAAGCUAUGAGAGCUAUGGAUGCAAGGACUGACCAUCCAUGAUAUUAAAAUGAUAGUUUUAACUAUGUUUUGAGGCUAUACAGUGUUUGUUUAAUUUACAUUGUUUACAAACAUUGGAGUAAAUAAAACAAGCUUUUAUUUUGGGUUCUGAUGGGGUAAGACAGUUGAACUAAGCUCAUGAGGCAUUUAUAAGUCAUAUUCUUCAAGAAUCAAUGGGUGUAUUCAUUUAUAAGUCCAAAAUUGGUGUAGCAACUAUCAAUUCAAGCUUUAAGGUAAUAUAAAAAGUGAAACAAACAACAAUUCUAUCUGUUCUGUUUAAGAUGAAAAAUAUUAUUAUCCUUAAAUAAUGUUUAAAAUAUUAUUAUUAGUAUCAUUAUUAUAAUAGUUAACGAUUAAUAAUGAUAAUAAUAAUGAUAAUACUAUCAUUAUUAUUCACAAUAAUAUACUUAAUUAGUUUAUGCAGACUGACUGACAGAUAAUGAUUUUAGAACAUGCUUUUAGAAUUAUAUGAUCACAAAUUACAAUCAAAUAAUUUCAUCUACAUAUGGGAGUCUAAAUAAUGUCAUUCUUUUCAUUCAAUAAAUACCAAAAUACAUAGCACUCGAACAAUGAUGUGGGAUGUCUCUAAAAUAUGGACUAUAAACACUUUCACAUAUUUACAAUAAAUAAAAUCAUUUUUUAUUUUUUAUUUGACUCUAAACAUUACAUCCUGAGAUGUUCUGUUAGGUAGGAUACUGACAUUUGUAGCCAAUCAAUCAACUAAACAACUGAUUAAAACGUAGGCCUAAUUCACUUUUGUGGAGGGAAUCCAACAUUAGAGACCUGUUUUCCAGGUGAGAGAUUUUACAGCACCAUACUCACUUACUACUUUGGUGCCAUUACAUUUUUGUUGUGAUAGGUCAGUUUCACAUCCAAAAUUAUUUUGCGCUAAUGGCGCAAGCCCAAGGCUACGUGAUGGUGCAAGCCCAAGGCUACGUGAUGGCGCAAGCCCAAGGCUACGUGAUGGCGCAAGCCCAAGGCUACGUGAUGGCGCAAGCCCAAGGCUACGUGAUGUGAUUCUACUGACAUAGCUGAGUAGUAGCUGCCAGAGACAUACAUACAACAACAACAAAGGCGCAAUGUACUCACAUUAUGGAAGUGAUGCAUAGUCAGACAGGGCCCUCUCUCUCAUAUAAUAUGUCUCUCUUCUCUACUCUUUUCCUCUCUCUCCUCUAUCUCUUCUAUAUGAUAUCGCGCUUCUAUCUCUCUCUCUAGCUCAUCUCUCUCUCUCUCUCUCUCUCUCUCUCUCUUCUAUCUCCUCUCUCUCCUCUCUGUCUCCUCCUCUCUCUCUCUCUCUCUCUCUCUCUCUGUCUCUGCCACACAUCACCAUAUGCAUAAGACUGGCUGCUGUACAAAAUGGCAGGUCAGGUUUGAAUUUAUGGCAGCUGUCUCAAUAACAUGCAUCAUGCAUCAUGGCUAUACAUUUCAGACUGGGAGGCGAAAACACAGACACAGAUACACACGCACGCACGCACGCACGCACGCACGCACGCACGCACGCACGCACACACACACACACACACACAAAUAUGACACAAAAUGUACUGAGAUACAGAUACAGUACAUUGCAUGCUCUCCCCUCCAUUUAAUGUCAUGGUAUUGCUCCUCAUUAAAAACCCAAGAGUUGCCUAAAAGUAACAGUUGCUAAUUCAGUUUGGCCAGAUCCCAGCAUAUCGGAUUUACCACUGAGAAUAGCCUCCCUACUGCACCCAGGGUGCACACACACAGACACACACGCGCGCACACACGCACACACGCACACACACACACACAGGACAAUCUGCCAUGAAUAGUUUAGUGGAUUAUAUGUCUGGGAGUGACAUAGAUAUAAACAGAGGGCUAGCUCACCGUGUUUAGUUAAACAGGGUAAGUGAAAGGGCCCUGUUCAGGAGGGUAAAAAAGUACCACGGCUGAUUUGCAGCGCGCCUUAUCUUUAUUCGCUUUAGCAAAUGUCUGCGUUGGUUUACAGUUGGAGCUCCUUCUCUUUCAUCCUGAGAGAGAGCACUCACAUUGUUUACAUGCCUGAGAUUAAGGGAGGGCCGGGGUGAGUGUAAAGACUCUCCGAAAUGUACACUGUAUACCUUUAUAUGUGCGUCUCAAAUGGCACCCUAUUCCUCAUAUAGUGCAGUACUUUUGACCAGGGCCCAUAGGACUCUGUUCAAAAGUAGUGCACUAUAUAGGGAAUUAGGUGCCAUUUGGGACGUAGACCUACAGUUUAAGUCUGUAUGGUAAAAUGGAUGGGGGAAUGGUUGCUAUGGGAGAGGAGAGGGUCUUGUGAAACAGAACUGUAUGGAGCAGACGAGGCUAUACCAGGCUGUCUGUGUGUCUGUGUCUCUCAUGAAAAUAUGUUUGUCUUUGAGCUGGGUUUAGAGCCGUGAGAGAGCGAAGCUUAGCUGGUGAUCUGGACUAAUGGAAUGAACAGUGUUUAGGAGCCGUUACAUAAAACUAUCCCGCCGUAAUGCUAGAAGAGUAAAUAUUUAAUCCAACUCUUCUGAAGAACAAAUUAAUCUUGACCCCAUGUGCUUAAUAUCGUGGUCUCCAAGCAUGCAGGUUGAGGAAUUAGCUUAUGUCUAGAGUUUCAUAUGAUUUACAAGUUAAUAUGCAAAUAUAUAUUAUUGUCAUUUCAUUUAUCAAACUAAACGUCAGAGAAUGGAAAUGGAGAUGCUAUAACAGAAAUAUAAGUGUUCAAUAUGGCCGCUGGUCCACCCAUCACAGAGCGCAGACUUGAAUGGGAUUGUCCAUUCUAGUAAUUGUAAUUCUAUGGCCAGAAUGUUGCUUGAAUAUUUAUUAUUACCUAGUAGUUGUGUAUUAAUAUUAAGCACAACAGUGUAGUCGUAUGUGGGAAUAACUUCACUUGAAUGGGUCCAGUAAUUGAAAUUCUAUGUGUGGAACAAUCAAGUUUGCUAUCUACUAUUCCAUCUUUUCAUAUGAGUGGAGAGCAGAGCUGAGGGUACAGUUUACAGUAGACGAUUCAGAUACAAUUCCUCCUUUAAACUUACAUGGGACCUCACUGCAAACGUAGAUCGGCUCUAUUUUGCAUGAAUGAGGGCCCAUCAUCAUACAGUAUUUGGGUCAUUGUGACCAAAUUCCCCCAAUGGCACAUGGUCCUUGCUGCAGUGAUCCACCUUGAAAUGACUUUGCCUACAGAAUUCAACUGAUAUUUCUAUUAACAAUAGUUAGUAGCUUGGGGACAAAACAGUGACCUGGUUUCCAAGAACUGAAAAAUAAAUUCCAAGAAAUGUCCCAGAAUGAGAGAGCAUGCCUGAAUGAAUUAAUAUGCAGUUAAGAGUUAUUUUAAUUUCUCUCAUUGCUAACAUUUGUUGAUGAAUACACACCUUCAAGUGUGUAUUAUUGCAGUGCAACAAUGAGGCAUUGACUUCCGUAUCCUUGAAAUUUCCUUAUAAGGUUUGAUAUUUAAAAAAUGUAUCUACCAGAAAUGUUAACUCAUUUAAACAAUUUAUUUUUGCGUUAUCGUUCAAUAAAAAAAGUAAUUCAUAAAAUGUAUAAUUUUAUUGCGUAAAUAACAGAGACAAAUUAAAAUAGACUUGUCUUUUACGCAGAGCAGGUUUUCUUCCUAAAACAGACAGGAAUUCCAUUGAAGAACGUCACGGUGUGGGAUGACGAGUCCCCUUCAGUUCAUAAGUUCCGUUUUUUCCUCCCAUUGGACAUUCUACAAAUGUUCAUUAGAAAAUAUUGAAUUAAUUAGCAGCUUUCCAGUAAGAUGUGUUUAAUUUCCUUACAGUAUUAAUAUACAUUAUUAUUGUAGAAAUACAAAAUGAACAGCAAUUACUGUACAAGUACAUUAUAUAAAUGUACUUAAUGUCAAUUAGUAGUUGAAAAAAUCAAUAAAAGCUAAAUAUUUAGUCAUGAUGAAAUAUUAGGCCAUAUUUCUUUAGGGACAGGGUUCAUCUUUGUAUCUUGAAGGUGUGUUACAUUUUGUUUGUGCACAGUGUAUUUCCUUGGAACAUAUUUUGUCCAGUCCAUUUUAUGGGAAUGUGUUAUUUAAGUAUUUUAAGUAUUUUAAGUAUUUUAAGUUCUAUAUAAUGUAAUUCUAUGGUCCAUGUAUUGUAAGUCUGUGUAUUGUAAGUCUGUGUAUUGAACUGAAGCCGUUGUUCGUCUCAUAGAGAUGCUCCAGGAGAAGGCCUCAGCUGUGACGGAUGACAGUGUGACUGGGGUCCAGCCUGGAGGGCCCCCAGACCUCAGCCCUGACUCCUCACACCUGGGCCUGCCUACAACUCCCAGCAUCCCCCAGGGCAAUGAGCCAGACCAGGUAAUCAUGAGUAUUGUAGGCUCUCAACACAGAGCCAGAACCAGAACUGCAAAGGUAUUAUAUGUUCAGAAGUUUCCUAUUCUUGGAAAUGGCCAAAUAGGUAUGUUUCCUUGCUCUCAAUUUCAAUGAUCUUAGCUAUUAUUAAGGAAGUCGUUGACUUGUUAACAAAAUUAUUGGCCAUAUUAAAUCGUGGGUGUUUUUAUUUCUUGUCGGGGCACAGUGGGUGGACACCCUAUCAAUUGGGAAAUAUUUAUUGAGAAUGAACUGGUUUAACUUAAAAAUCCAGAUGACAUAAUCUGAUUGUCUAUAAGCCCACAACAGGUUGCCAACCCUCAUGGCUGUUUCUACCUUUCUCUAUUUAGAAUAUUGAGAACAUUAAGGUUCUUCUUCAUGAGAGGGAGCUGUGGAAGAAAUUCCAUGAGGCGGGAACAGAGAUGAUCAUAACGAAAGCAGGCAGGUGAGUACCUACAGUUCAUAUAUCGCAGCAAAUACAUGGGCUAUACCAUAUUAGUAGACUAGCACUACACAUUCUAUACUAUACUACACCAUACUAAACUGUACUAGACUCAUCUCAGAUUCCCCCAAAAUAUGGGUUACUUCUGCUAAUUGAGUAGCUGCUUUCAUUAGUGAUAAACUGUAGUCAUUAUGGCACCUCCAUUUUGAGCAGCUAUGACCAUCUAUCUGUUGGCGCUAAGGCAACCAAUUACACCAUGCUACAGUUAUGGCGCCCUGGGUCUCAGGUAGAGUAAAUUAACAGACAUAAUUUCUGCCCCAGUGAAUAUCUAAUUGAAAACACAAACCCACAGCUCUGCUCUGUGUUAGAUUUAAUGCAGCCCUGUGGAUUAGACAGUCUGGCCCUUAACCUGGACUUUAACCAGAAGAUGAGUAGAUGCUUUCUAACCAACCUCCGCCCACCCCUCAUUCCUCACAGGGGCUUUUUUCCCAGUCCAAAAUGUAAAAGGUCACCACAAUUUUUCUUUAAUGCCGCAUCACUGUGAGAGAUGGGCUUUCCCUUGUCCAGCUGAUAAAGUGCGCUGAGAAUCCCUUAAAACCUUUGAAGGGCCCGGCCUCAUAGUGAUGCUUAGCUACGCAGCUCCACCAGCUGCACUCAGCUGGAAAACCUGACUGACUGACUAGGCUUAUACAGUCAGUCAGCCUGAGAAGCCAGAGAAGAGCAGGGCGGCAUCCCAAAUGGCACCCUUUUCCCUUUAUAGUGCACUACUUUUGACCCGAGCCCAUGGUGAGCAUGAAUAGGGUGCCAUUUGAGACGCACACCAGGUUUAUGUUACUCGGUAAUGGAGUAGGAGCUUCUACAGUACGUCUUUCAACAAUUCUAAGAAUGAACUCUGUCUGAACUGAUGUGAAGAAAUGUUAUUGAACAUAAAAAUGUAUUGUAAAUGAAACCAGUUGUAGGCCACAACACUGUGGGCGAGAGUUGGUUUUGUCGAGAAUGUUGUAGGUAGGAUAAAGAAAAACUGUAGGGGCCAAAAUCAUAAUCAUAAUUUUUUGCAGGUAUAUCGCUAUGUACAAAUGAUGAGUAAACAUAGCAAGGCUGCUUCACUGCUACACCAGCUCUAGCUAGACAUUUUGCUCUGCAGGCUCUAACAGAAAUAUUGUUGUUCAAGGUGCAACUGAGACUGCCAAAACAAUUAAAUGCCAAUUUAUUCCAACACUGACUUUUUCAGAGAAGAAUCUGGAAGGAACAUCAAGCAGUAGUGCUAGGUGCUGCUAGAUGCUAAAGGAUCUGACGAGCUAGCAGGUUUUAAUCCCUCUCAGUACUUGAAGAAUGAAUGAAUGAACAAAUUAAUAAAUUAAUGAAUGAAGGUUCUCAGGAACAUUUUCUCUUGGAAGGGAUAACAGUGAGAGGUCAACACCGUAUAGAGGGCGGGCAGUGUCCAGUCAGCACUCCUUGGAAGGGGCAGAGUGAGGGGCCGGGGCUAGGAAGAAGUUAUGGCUGUUUCUUUAGACUAGACCGUGGCUUGGGAAACAUACUGCCAGUUCAGCCCUUCACCCUCUUACAGUGCAGCUUGGCCUUCAGCCUCUUACAGUGCAGCUUGGCCCUUCAGCCUCUUACAGUGCGGCUUGGCCCUUCAGCCUCUUGCAGUGCAGCUUGGCCCUUCAGCCUCUUACAGUGCGGCUUGGCCCUUCAGCCUCUUGCAGUGCAGCUUGGCCCUUCAGCCUCUUACAGUGCAGCUUGGCCCUUCAGCCUCUUACAGUGCAGCUUGGCCCUUCAGCCUCUUACAGUGCAGCUUGGCCCUUCAGCCUCUUACAGUGCAGCUUGGCCCUUCAGCCUCUUACAGUGCAGCUUGGCCCUUCAGCCUCUUACAGUGCAGUCAGUGAACUCCUGACUGAGGAACGUAGAUGUAGUUUGUUAUUGUGAGUGCCGCAGUCCCAGUCUUAAUCCUUGCUCUUCAACGUACCCAGGCAGUGCUCCAACUCUCCCCUCUUUCUUUCUGUACACACAGCGCUCCUUCUCUCCUCUCUUUCUGUCUGUACACAGCCAGUCAGUGGGAGCGGUGGCGGAGGGGUGAUAAGAGUACCCCGGGGCCCGCUUUCAGCGGCGUCUAGCGGGGCCUGGAGCGCUCCAUCAUCCCCCCGCCGCUCCUUUUGAUCUCCCUCAGUGCUGGAGGUUCCCAGAGACUGGAUCGGAGUCCCAAAUGGCACCCUAUUCCAUGUAUAGUGAACUACUAUUGACCAGAGCCCUAUGGGCCUUGGUAAAAAGUAAAUGGAAUAGGGUGCCAUUUGGGAUGCUGCCUGGAUAGAUCCCUGGACUGGAGGGCCUAGGAGGCAAGGAGGCUCAUAGUGCUGGGCUGCUAGGAAUGAAACAGCUGGCACACACCACACAAACACACUGACACUGAUAUCAUACAUAUUCUCCAUCUCCACUUGUCAUUCUCUCCAGUCCUCUGCACACACAAACACUCUCUCAGGCACGCACGUUCACAGAAAACACAUGCCUUGGGAAAAUGUGGAAUCAGCUGGUCCUGACUGCUCCUGAGUUUUGACAGGCACUUGCUCUAACAAACUUAUCCCUUUCCAUUGUUCAUUCACUGUCAUAUUCCGUUUUUGAUGACACAAAGGCAUGCUUUAGAGUAAAGUCCUGCACUUCAAGGGGAUGGACAGUAAAGCUUGGAUAUUGUAUCAUCGCUGUUUGGCAGCUUUGCCAUGGAAACCACAGCAUCCGUCAUCAGGCAGGGCUGAGGUGGCUGAGCCAUCGAGGUCCCCGAUUAGCCAUUAGCCAUGCUAUGUGAUUCAGUGUGGCCCCCCUCGCAGAGCUGUGCUGUGGACCCCUUCGCGGAGCUGAGUCUUUUGGAAAUGGACUCAGAUAGGGAGAUGGUAAUUCUGGGGCCCGAUCGAACACGGUUUCCACCCUAACUGUACACCACUAUUUCGACUCAUGAGUCAUGUCUUUGUGAGAAAAUGAAAUCAUUCUUAUGGAUGUGCUGAAAAGCCAUCAGCAAUAAUGGCAGGCUGGGUUAUAUAGAAAUAGCCUUAUAUCCUUCUAGAGACCUCCUGAUCUGUUGACACAGGCCUCCAUAUGGGCCUGGUUGGAUGGUGUGAGUGGGGCUGGGAUGAGCUGCAGGUCUGUUUUGGAUGUUCCCCUCAGAUUAAAAUGUCUUUCUGUGAGCAUGACACCAGGACUGAUCUCCUCACUGAUUGGAUUUGGAGCCUGAGAGAGAGACGGAGGGAGAUUACCUGCCUUCAAUCCCCUCAACCGUACGGGAUGGGUUGAGUAUUUACAGUGAUGUGAUCCAUGAACUAGGGCUCCUGUCAGGCCAGAAAGAUCUGGGAUGGGUCCUUUGAAGCCUUAUGCGUUAGCAGCAGAUAGAGGCUGGGUCCCAAAUGGCACCCUAUUCGCUAUAUAGUGCACUACUUUUGAUGCAUCCCAGAGCCUUAUGCUUGGCCUGCUUAGGGGGCCCCCUGCUAUCUGCCUGCUCUUACAUUCAUCUGUUCAGAGAGCAUGUCACCGUCAGCCUUUCACAAGUGUGUCUCACACUCCCACUAUUUUAACCUGUUGCCAGGAGAAGGGGAAGCAGCAGAUCAACUGUACUGGAGUACAGACCCUUUGACCGACCCUACUCUCAGGGGGUGAUGCGGUACGAUGACAAGUCAGAUGUAAAAACUGCUGUCCGAUCCGAACCGCCAUUAAAAAGCACUUAGGGGUUUAUAAAGGGUGCUGCAGAUCCCUUUGCAACUUUUUGCUUUGACGCAGAUUGGAUGAAAAAGAGAGCCAUUUCUCAGGGAAGAGGUCAUGGAAGGUAGCGCCAUUCAUGUGCUUUAUGGCCUUGUCUGCUAUAUUAGCAUAUUCUGUCUAUCAUUCCUGAGUCACUCCCUCUCGCUCUCUGAGACGGAUGAGAACAGAGAGCUACACUCACAGCUUUCCUACACUUGUCUUUUUAUGGCGCUGCUGCCGCUGCGCUCUCUCUGAGAUGUUGAUCAAUGAGAUGUCAACCUUUAUUCACCCACUCAAAAAGACAGCCAGAAGUUUGUUGAAUUCCCAAUGUGUUAUCACUAUGCUUUCAACCAUCUAAAAGCACAACCAAAUUCCAAUGGAUUUUUUUUCUUCAGAUUUUUGGUGAAGUUGUCAGCGAAAUGUGUUAUCACUGCGCUUUCAACCAUUUAAAAGCACAGCAAAGUUCAAAUGGGAAUACAAUAUCAGAUAUUUUGUAUUCAUACAACAACUUAAUGUGUUAUCACCGUGCUUCAUCUAAAAACACAACCAAAUGACCUGGAUUGUAGUUGAGAUUACAUAAAAAGUACAUAGUGCGAGUGAUCAAUGCUGUUCGAGAUUCUGCGCAGAUUAUUAUAGCAAUUGUGAAGAUCUCCACAGAUCUGCGACCUUUGCAUGCUGUCUUGAACAUGCACGUGUUCUAUGAUUAUAUAAGAAGACAUUUAUAGUUCCAUUAGGCUAACCUCAAAAUGUGGCCAUGGAUGUGUUACUCAUUUUAAGGUUGAAUAAAUACUGUUACAUUAGUUUGUAAGAAAGCCUUAAUUUUAGGCUAUUGACUGUAUUACAAAAGUAAUAUUGAAUUGUGUUUGGUUGACAACGCAACCAAAUAUCAACAUUUAAAGGAGAUCUAAUGCUUGGAUAGUAUAUAGUUUCAUCUGAGCCACUGGCUUAAUCCUAUUCUUUAACUUUUAUUUUUGGUUUAGUUGGAGACGUGAAUCCAACAUGUAAUUUGUUAAUUUACCGACAAGUUAAUAGGCUAUUUACUGUAUUACAUAAGUGAUAGGGCCCGAUUCCAAUUUAGGAAAUUAGCCUUUCUUAUGCACGCCUUUCCUACGCACUUCUCAGUAGUUGGUAUUCAGACGUACCUUUUGUAGGUGCGUAACGGGCUUUGCAGGCGUGGUUCUCUUGCCCGCACUGAAUAAAUGUAAUUCAACCUUGAAAACCCUCCCACUUGCUGGUCAAUAUAUCUUCUCAUGGAGUUUUCAUUCAAUAGGGUUUUCAUUACAUUUAUCUUAAGCCAUCCCUUUAAAUACGGUGUACCUUUUAGUUAGAAUUUUGUCCACAGACUCACUAGAAUAUAUCGAGAGAACGGGUUCAGAAUAUUAGGGAUCAUGAAAGAAAGCCAUCUAAAUAUAUGCAUAUUAUUCUAUGUUUCAGCACCAAUUGGUAGAUAAAAACAAUACUCUGAUCUUGUAGAUUAUUUAGGGUUAGGAAAGUAUUUAGGAAUCAUAAAAACAGGUUAGGAGAGCCUUUAUGCACGAAAGUAAGAAAACAGUGGUUUGAUUAAUUCAGAAAAUUGCCACAUUCAGUUCUUUAACCCAUGGUAAUGUUGGAAGAUUAGUGUACAUAUAAUUACAAUAGGGAGAAUAGUGUACAGUAGUAGGCUAUACCCUUGUCUAUUGCCUGCACUAACCAUGGAACCGUGUGAUGACACAGCCAAGUAUUGCUCCAUGCAUCAGGUUCAAACUGUUACAGCUUGGUCUGCGCUUCGCUCCAUAACGAUUUAAUUAGCCUACAUGUCUUUUUAAAAAUAUUAACAACUGUUACUAAUGAUCCUCAGCAACAACCACAUGGCCGUGAUGGCGUUUACAGAAGAAGCAAAUGAACGUAAACGAAACAAUGUAAUGAAAUGGAAUGAUAAUGUAGGCUAUACCUCUGCCACACCUUAAUGUAUUCGAGCUCCACCCCAAAAUAAUAGCGGGUGAAUGCCAUGCUUUUCUCAUGCUUAAGUUCAAGGUCAGUAUACGCGUAGAGAGAAAAGUGCAUAAAAAUGUUCCAUUUACGCACGCUUAACUCGUGUUGGAACCGGCUCCAUAUUGAAUUGUGUUUGGUUGUCUGUAUACCCCCCCUACCUUGUCACAACACAACUGAUUGGCUCAAACGCAUUAAGAAGGAAAGAAAUUCCACAAAUUAACUUUUAACAAGGCACACCUGUUAAUUGAAAUGCAUUCCAGGUGACUACCUCAUGAAGCUGGUUGAGAGAAUGCCAAGAGUGUGCAAAGCUGUCAUCAAGGCAAAGGGUGGCUAUUUGAAGAAUCUCAAAUAUAAAAUAUAUUUUGAUUUGUUUAACACUUUUUUGGUUACUACAUGAUCAAAAGCUGUUGAUGACUUUGCAAAUGCUAUAUAGGCCUAAAUAGUAUAAUUGAUUAUAUAUGACUUAUAAAGUAUGUUUACAUUUCAUUUGCUCUGUUAAACCUAUCCCUUUGGAAUGACUUUGAUAGCAAGAGUGAAUAGAUUUAGUUAUUAAGAGAUCUCACAGUAAUCAUUCUCAUGAUAGUACAUUGUUAGUAGUGAGUGACAAAUAUCAAAGCUAAGCAGGUCUGGGCUUGGUUAUAACCCUGUAUGGGAGACCAAAUGAAUAGCUCUAACUAGAUCAACUCUCCAGUAGGAGGUGCUGCCCAGCCUACAGUUUUUUUUUCUGAUAGUGGAUAUAAUGUCGAAAGCUGAGCUACACAGGGCUACACGAUUUUUUCAAAUCCAAUGUAUUUUCCACGUAGAUUCCAUGUCACAAUACGUUGACAAAUUACAUUGAAACAACGUUGAUUCAACCAGUUUGUGCCCAGUGGGAUUGUACUUUACAUACCUCCCUCAACUGUGAUCUCCUGUGACCUCUCUAGCUCCUUACUCAUCCCAAUCAGUCUCUAAGCCUGGCGUGAGCCGCUUUCUGAGCGCUAAUUGUCCGCUCAUCUGCCGCGGGGAGAACACUUUCCGUGCUGAUGCUACACUCAGGGCUGGCUAAAACCCUCCUGCAAAGCCGGAGAAGAGCCUCUUAUGCAUGCUUACACUGUGCGCUCAGCCCCAUGGAGAGACACCUUGGGGCUCAAGCCGAUUUUCAUUAGCUCAUCUCAAGAGGCAAAUCUUUUCCAGGUUAAGCUAGCUAGGUGAGGGAAGGUACUUAGGUGCUCAAAAAGCUUGGGUGAAAUCAUCGCCCAAAGCGCCUUAUCACCUUGAUUCCCGUUCAAAGCUCCAAGGUGUGAGUGCAGCACGAAGACAAAAGGCAUUAAAUAAACCUCUGUAUUUACGGGUCUUACGAUACUAAAGGUGCUUAGAAGCUAAUGGCAAGUCUUUCCAAAUUGGAUCAGGAUGAGGUGACGUUGUCACCAAUAACGAAACACCUGCUGACCCAAUUCGUGUUUGAGUGAGUUGGGGAGCGAGCAUAAGGUCUAGUGGGUAUUAUGGUGGGUGAAAUCAUCGUCAUUAGGGAAUGUCUAAUUUAAUUUAAGACCCUUCUCGUGUCCUUCACAGGAGGAUGUUCCCCAGCUACAAGGUGAAAGUGACAGGCAUGAACCCCAAAACCAAGUACAUCCUCCUCACAGACAUCGUCCCCGCUGAUGACCAUCGCUACAAGUUCUGCGACAACAAGUGGUGAGUUUAGUCAGAGACACCUUUUUUAAAAUGUUAUUCUUUAUUUAACAUGGAAGACCCUUGAGAUAAGGAAUCUCCUUUACGAGGGAAACCUGGUCACCAAGACAGCAGCUAUACACUCAAUACAAAAAUGUACAUAUUAAAAACAGACAAUACAGCAAUACAUACAACACAUCAGUAUACAAAAUAUACAAAGACAAUUAUAAAAUCCUGCCAAAAACCUUGUCAGGGCAGUUCUUCCAGUUUGCAUUAUUGCUCAAGUUCUCUAAGCUCAGGGCUUAGAUGAGUAACAUCCUUAAUGGUUGUUAUGAGAAAUCUACCCAUUCGUCUCUGUCUCAGAUGCUGCUUGGCUUUAGACCUCAGGAGGCAGGGAUGUUUUGAAAUGGAAAGGGGGGUCAAGAAAUGGGGUGGUGAGGGAGGUUGGGGAGGGAGCGGUGAGCUUAAGCAAGGUGAAAAUAGCUCUUCUCAACCCCACAGCUUCAUCCCCACCUCUCUGCAGAGGACUUCCUCUCACCUUGGGAAAAGAAUCACCAACGCUGUAGAGUAGACAAUAACGGUGGGUGCAAAUGAGAGAGACAUUUAACACUCUCAGACAGUUUUAUAUGCUUGAGGUGAUGCUGCCUCCCACAUUCAGUAUACACACAGACAAGCAGUACACACACACACACACAUCCCUGGCGGAGGGCCCUGUUCCCAGCAGGCUCUGGAACAAACACUUUACAUGCUGUGACAUCAUUAUGCAAACCAAAUAAAUGGAAGGGUACAAAUGAACAUGUUUUCUGCGUUAUAUUCUUUAUUUAUACCGCCUCUCCUUUCACAAUGUCAUGUUGGAUAAUGGAACGUUGUUACAUGUGUAACCAGUGGCGACCUGUCAUUCAGACAUUAAUUUUUUUGGGGGGCUUGCCUGUUUUGCAUGUUAUUUUUGCAUUAAUACGUCUCACAUAUCAGUUUGCAAACAAUGUAAAAAAAAUAUAUAAUUGAGUUACAGUUUUUCUCGAUUGUUUACACACAUUUUCUGAAAGCAUGCCUCAUAUUCUCAGAACUCUACACACAAAUCAAAAAACACACACACAAUGGGCAAAACCCCUCAAUUCUCCAGCAAAAUGAAACUUUACAUUCAAAACAAUGUUAUUUCUUAUCAAAAUGGUAUUUUGUUUUCAAAUGACACACACAAACCAUCAUAUGAAUAUACAUUUAUAAGAACCAGUUGAACACUGAUGUGCUCAAUGUAAAACACUAUGAUGAAUGGAAAACACUUCUUCUCCAUUCAUCAUAAUGACUUAGGCCUUUUUUUGGUUCAGUGUUGCCAUUAUUACAGACAGUACAUACAUAAGUGUGUUGUAAAAUAUUUGAGAAUAUUGUUUUUAUACUCAGAACACACAAAUACACAGUAACAAAUAUAUUUCAUUUUCCCCACAAAAACAAUGUACACAGUGUACAUCCCAUUCCCAACCAACACAAAGUUGCACAUACAGUGGUCUACAUACAAAACAGAAGAAUUUAAUGUAUACAGUUACAGUAAAAAAAAUAAAAAAAUAAAAAACUAUGCUGCAUCCUCUCUUCUGUUGCGGUCUGGCCACAGCACCUCAUCCACAUCACAAGCAAUGUUUUCCCUGGCCAAGCAGCGGGGGAAAUAUCGCCUAGCAUGGCGAUUCCAGCCAUAAAGCAUCAGCUGCUAUAUCUCCACAUGCGUCUUCCAUAGCUUGGAGAAGAGGUAUACGCGUUUGUGGAUUUCGGUCAUACACUUUCCAUCUCCAGGCAGAAAAAAAUUCCUCAAUAGGAUUGAGGAAUGGAGAAUAUGGAGGGAGAUAAACAACUAAAAAGCGUGGGUGGGCAGUGAACCAGUUACGAACAAGAGCAGCCGUGUGGAAACUUACGUUGUCCCAAAUGACAACGUACCUGAGCUGCUCUGGGCCAUCUACCUGAUCUGGAGGAAUGAGUGUGUUGUGUAGGGUGUCCAGGAAUGUGAUCAGAUGGGCGGUGUUGUAGGGGCCAAGGGUAGCAUGGUGAUGGAUGACGCCGUGGUGGGUAAUCGCUGCACACAUUGUGAUGUUCCCUCCGCGCUGGCCAGGGACUUGAACAAUGGCACGCUGGCCGAUGAUAUUCCUUCCCCUCUUUCGUAUUUUUGUGAGGUUGAAUCCAACCUCAUCAAUGAAGAUGAACUGGUGCUCCACUGCAGCCACCUCUAGCUCAAGGACUCUCUGAAACACACAUGACAAUAUCAGAAAUAGACAUGGAGUGGUCACUAUUGUGAUGCACAAUCAUUAUGAUUACAAUACUGAAAUAUGUAUAAUUUAUACAAUGUUGAGAGUAUGCAUCAAUUGUGGGAUUGUAUAGGACUCACUUGCACAUAGUUAUAUCGCAAUUAUUUGACUCUUUCUGAAUUGCGUUCAAAUGGCACCCUGUAGACCUGCUUCAUCCUGAGAUUAUUUCUGCGCAAGACACGGUCCAGUGUUGAUAAGCUUACCCUAUCAAUAUUUUGAAAUAUCUCAUUGUUUUCUAUAAUUUUUCUUUGUAUUUGCCGUAAUGUUAUGGCGUUAUUUUCUAGGACCAUGUUCAUGAUUUCAGUUUCCUGUUCAGGAGACAGAACACGUUCCCGACCACCUUGUGUUGGUAAUCUUUCAGUUCUGCCAAACAAAUAGUAAAAUGCUGUAAAUACAAAGUAGAAAUACAUUUCCCAAAUACUUAAAACAUACUUUAUUUUUACAGCCCUACAGAACAGUCCACAGGCAAUACUGUACUACUAUACUCAUUGAGUACUGUAUUGAUAUGCUGUACUGCAAUUUUCUAGUGAGAGUAGAUUUCUUACCUAUUCUCAUUUCGGAAUGUCCGGAUGAUGGAUGCUACAGUGUACCUGCUCAAUUUUGGCUGUACUCUUUGCCCAGCCUCCCUCAUUGUUAGACCAUGGUUGACCACAUGAUCAACCAAAGUGGCUCGGAUCUCAUCAGAGAUUACGGUCCUUGGCCUUCCUCGUCCUCGUCCUCGUCCUUGUCCUCCCCGUCCUCCUCCUCUUACUCUCACUCCUCUGGCUCUGCCUCUGUUUCCAAUGUUGGCAUCCAUUGCUCCAAAACAGAAGAGCUCACCUGUUGCCCUUUUAUGCUAAAGCUCUGAUUGCUAAUUGUAAAACUGUGUGACGGGUGUUUGCCCAUGUGAUGAGUCAGUGUGCAUAUUUGAAUGGCAGUGUGUUCAUUGUGAAAACAAGAGAUUUUCUGCAUGAAAAUUGUGCCAAAUGCAAAGAUUUGUGUGUAGUGUUUUGAAAAAAGUGUGUUGUAGAACUGCAAUUUGAGUGUAAAGCAGGAAUUGUGCUUGUAGUUUAGCAGAAUUGGUUCAGGGGGUUGGUGCAUGAGUUACAUGUUGUGGUCAUUGUGUCUCAAGUACCAGUAUUUGUGUGUAAAGAAUUGAGAAAAACUGUAAUAAAGCCGCAUACAAACAUGGUCUCUUUUUUGUUUUCUUGAGUAAGGCAGCUCCAAAAUGCAGGUGUUUCAGCCUAGCUCAGUGCUUUCUGUGGUGGUGGGGCAAGCCAGCAGAAAAUAGGAGCGUUGCGCUGUGAUUGGCUCAGUGCUCUGUCACUCAUGGGGACACUACAUCACCACCAAGUCUAAGUCCUUAGUAAGGGUAGACAUCGAAAAUUCUAGCCCGUUGGGUCCUGCCAUAGAGUUAGAAGUGCCCUUCCAAGAAGGCUCAAGGUCAUUGGCCAUAGAUAAAAUGACGUCAAAUUACGUUAUAUGAACAGUAGCUUUGACUGGACUGAUCAUGUCAACAUCUUACUUUAUAAAUCUUAGCUAGCAGUCAUCAUCAUGAAUCAAGUCGACAAUCUACUGGCAAAUCCUUUUUAAUCCUUGUCAUAUGAAGAGAAAUAAUGAAGAGAAAUUAUAGAUAAAACGUAUCAGUGCUCAUCGGCCAUUGGACAUAAACAAGUUGGAAAUCGCAAAUUCAACAAUGAGUGGUUUGGAAAGAAUCGGUGACAGUGGCUAACUGCAAGUAUUGCAAAGCAAUCACUAGCCUGCUAUUCAGUGGAGUGUCUGUGUGGUCCCAAAUCUGUGAUUAAGGGUCUCUUUUCCAAGCUUAAAAUGAUAAACAUUCAACAUUGGCCAUGCUGUCAAUGAAGCAUGAUUUGUGCCGCGCUCAAAACAACUGUGAACUCGGAACUGCGAAAACUUGACUUCCAGUGAGUUCAAGACAACUGGGAAGUCGGGAAUAAACAUGCUCCGACUGGGAAAAGACAUUUUGAACGGUCAUCCAACUCGGAAUUGUAAAUCCAGCCACUUUCUUUGAUGACAGAAUUUGCCCACGAAGGACCGCCGCGCCACCUUCCUGUUCAAGUAAGCACAACAACGUGAGUCCAAAAAUGUAUUGUAUGCUGCUGCAUAAAUUAUGUAAUAUGCCAGGGAGAUAUGUAUACUGUAGCUAAGAAAUUUAUACUAAGUGUAUGUUGUGUAGUAAGCUGUUAGUAGCCCAUGUGCCUCACACUAAUAAUUUGGUAUAUUUUCACCUCUUAAUUUCGCCUACUGUUCUGACUUGGUGGUGCACAUGUAGCCUAUAACCUGUUUUAGAGAAAUGUAAUCAUCGGAAAUUGUUAGAGCUUUCAUUGUCUGCUUAUAUGCCCCCUUUAUUUAUCCUACGGUUCUGACUUGGUGUACAGGGAGAACACUGUAAGAACGGCCCAUGUUCUGAAUUCUGUCGCUGUACAUUUCAAAAGUGCUGAACAAAUAGUUAUAUUGACUACGUCUGUCGUACCUCUUUCAUUGUCUUAAUCGAAAUUACGGAUCGCCUCUUAUCCGCUUGUCGUCCCCUUAUGCCAUAGUUUGUACAUCUCAAUUGUCAGUAGAAACCACAUUUGUUUAAGCAAGUCAACCAUAUCAGCUAUGUUUUUUUAAAAGGCAGUAAAUGAUGCUGAAUGAACUGUUUCGCUGCCAGACAAGGCUCCGCUGAUAGCCAGGUGUAGCAAUGGUAAGGUGUUGGGACAGCUUUAUGUAGGCCCUAACAGUUUGUGGGUUGUCACCGUUAUAGUGCAAUUAAUGUAUUGUUUAGUGUUGUGUUGUGUAGUGGCUAUGCUGGCAUGCAUCACAAUGUAUUUAUUUUUGCCCCACCAAGAUUUACAUGCUAAAAUUGCCACUGUGUGUAACCAUACAGCACCAAAAAGGAUGGUAACCAUAGCGGAUCCCUUUUUGGUGCUAUAUACAACCAUUUUUUUAAGGUUCUAUAAAGAACCAUGCUCAUACGGUUCUAAAUGGAACCUUUAUGGUGCUAUAAAGAACCCUUUCCUAUAAAGAACUAUAAAAAAAGGUUCUAUAUAGGACCAAAAAGGGUUCCGCUAUGGUUAUAACCCUUUUUGGUGCUUUAUACAGUACAACACUUUUUAAAGGUUCUUUAUAGAACCUUUAUGGAGAUUGGUUCUAUAAAAAACAAUUUUCAAUCUCAAAAGUUCUACAAAGAACCUUUUGAAGAACCAUACAGGGUUAUUUUUUUCUGGUUAGCCAUAUUAUAUUGUUAAAAUUCCAUAGGUUAUAUUAUUGUGUUCGUUGACAAGUUGAAUCAGGUGUGCUAGCUCUGGAAAGGCUGGGGGUCCUUAAGGAGAGAAUUGAGAACCACUGACUUACACAACAGUGGGCCAGUCUCAAUUGACACAAGGCCAUACCAUACGUGAGUCUUACACAAAACACCGUCAUUGGCCAUAGUCAUUUUCAACAUGGCAUAACAAAAAAGAUUAGAUAAACUGGAAUGACUCUCACUCACAGUUGUACAAAAAGAAUGGUGCGCAAACCACGCUCCAAAAUAUUCUAAUGAGCUGCCGCACCUACAUUUUAAUUAUCACUAAAAGAGGAAAGAACUCUUUUUUGACUCUGCAAACUGCAAAGAACCAUUGAAGGGCUCAAAUGGUUAUUUGGGUCAGUAUGGAUCCACAUAGAACCAUCACCCUUUACAAAGAACUCUUCAGGAACCCUCAUUUUUGUGUGUGUAUUGGUUAACAACAUUUGCUUGUGUUCAAGACCAACAUGUGUGAUGUUCAUCUCCUACUCAUCUGUUAAUUCGUUCAUCUGUAUCCGUUCAUUGAUGGAAUGGAGAGAUGGAGCGUGAGUCCAGGCACUUGCUGCCUCCAGUCAUGGAAUGCCUAAAUUUUGUCUGUUGUGGUUGAAUAAUGAGGAAAACCAACUGGUUUCUGUCAAUUUAAUCAUUGCUCUUGUGAAAAGGAGUGGCCUAAUCCCCUCUUCCCACAAAAAGGGGAUCGUUUAAGACAAAAAGGACAUUCUUCCAACCAUUUUCAAACAUCCUGGCUGCAGAGAAAAAUCACCACUUCUCAGAAUGAGAGAGAUGAUGCAAAUACAGUAUGAUGAUCAUCAGAAUCUCUAGUACUGUAAUAUUUUAAGUGACAAGUCCACAGGCAACUUUGUUGUUAUUGAGGUCAUGUUAUAAUAGUGCCAUGCCAUGCAUGCUCCUUUGUUAUUUCAGAGCACACCAAGAGCAGAACCUCAUGUCUCAGUCGCUGUGCUAACUAAACUGUAGCUACGGAUCGUCAUUAGCACACAGUUCAUUACCACAGGGCACUGGCAAGCCGCCUGUCAAAACCUACAGGCUAAAAACAGCUGGGCUGUACCCGCUGUCCUUCCAGUGACCCUAUGCCUUGGGUGAUGCCUAGAUGGGAUACAGCUUAUGUUAGAAUUGACCAGAAAUAAUUGACUUUUCGUAACAGGUUUGGAGAAUUAACAUAGCAGGUUAGGUUAAGGUUAGGAAAAGGGUUAAGGUUAGCUAAAAUGCAACUUUUGACAUCAAUUUGACAUAAACUGUAUCCCUCUAGCCAUGACCGGUGAUGCCACCACAGCCUGCUUCUGCCGCUGCCCACCGGAGCGGCAUCAACCGUUGGCACUGCCGGCCGUGCAAAUUACAAAACAACCGUAUCCAGGGUAGGGUGUACUGAAACCAGAACCCGACGUCACGCCAAGAAAAGAAAAGGAUGCAUCCCAAAUGGUGCCCUAAUCCCAGGGCCCAUAGUCAAAAGUAGUGCACAAUGUAGGGAAUAGGGUACCAUUUGAGACGCAGCCAAAGCCUCCAUAAAAUGCACCGCUUUGCUUUCUCCAGCAGAAACCCAGCCAUUUCUUUUUUUACAGCCAUUUGUUCCAGAUCUUUGUGGGAUGGCCUGGAAGGGCCUGGAAUCCCAGCGUUUGCCAGCGUGGGGUUCUGGAGUCUCUCAGCGACACCUUGGAGGAGCGUAAUUAGCAGUGAUGUUACGGUUGAAGCAGCCACCACCACCACCUCCAGUCUGGGGGAAUGGUUCCCAUAGCCCAUAUUGUGAGGGCUGAAACCGCUGCCAUUAUUGACUGUAGCUACAUGUGUUUGGUAUAAAAAUGGAUUCUUCAGUCUGAGCGGCCAAUCGGUGAGCCUGAAUGGAGUCGUGUGGCUGCUGGAAGAUUUGGCCAUGCCGUGACAAGAGGUUGACAAUAGGGUUUGCUAGAUCACAGGGCUGCUGGGUUGCAUAUGUUUGCUGGAUUGCUACAAUGGCUGAGCCAUCUUGGCAGAGUAAUGGUCGUUGGUUGCUGCAAGCCAAGGGGUCCUUAUGAUGAUGAUGACGUUGCGCCUUAAUUUUUCUCUUCAUCUCUCUCUCUCUCUCCUUCCCACUCUCGUUCUUCUCUCUCUUCUUCUCUUUCUACUCAGGAUGGUGGCAGGCAAGGCGGAGCCGGCCAUGCCAGGGAGGCUCUAUGUCCAUCCAGACUCCCCGGCUACAGGAGCCCACUGGAUGAGGCAGAUGGUGUCCUUCCAGAAGCUAAAGCUCACCAACAACCACCUGGACCCCUUUGGCCAUGUGAGUGACCCUCAGUCUACCUACCUACAGGAUCCCAGCACACAGGCUAACAUUCACUCAAAUAUACUAAAAAUACAUGUAACAGUAACAAGAACAGACCACAACAAAACGAUGGGCAUAUGCUGGACAAUUGCCCAACAACAACAACAGGUAUUUUGGCCAGGUGACCCCACACCUGGCCCUUAAAGUCACUAAGAUCACCAACACUUGGGGGAGUAACAGGAGUACUUUGUCACAGAGCCAAGUGGUCUGCCUGUCACAACAGUUGCAUCAGCAGGGCCAAGUGAUCAACAGCUUGACUGCUCAAAAUAAUGCAGGACGAGAGAGAGAAGAGAGAGAGAGAGGAGAAGAGAGAGAAGAGAGAGAGAGAGAGAGAGAGUUGAGAGAAAGAGAGAGAUAGAGGAGAGAGAUAGAGAUAGAGCAGAGAUAGAUGGAUAGAGCGCUCAUAGAGCUCAGUCGAGAGACGUGAGAGAUAUAGACGAGCAGAGAGCUAUGAGAGAGAUCCUUGCGAGUCGCUCGGCGACGCUAGUUUUCAAAGCGCAUCGAUAAGCUCGCUCCUACGAUCAAUUACGCCGUCUCGCUUGCGGCCUACCCCCCUCUUCUUCGUGCUGCUCUCCUUGAGCGUUGGGCCAGUUAUCACUCGAAAGGUUGCCUGGAUUGAUACCCGAAAGAUGGACAAGGUAAAAAUCUGUCGUGCUGCCCCCUGAGCAAGCAGUUAACCCACUGCUCCCCGGGUGCCGAUGAUUGUCGAUUAAGGCAGCCCCCCGCACCUCUCUGAUUCAGAGGGGUUGGGUUAAAUGCGGAACACACAUUUCAGUUGAAUGCAUUCAGUUGUACAACUGACUAGGUAUCCCCCUUUACUGAUGCCUCACAAUGUAGGUCAAUUCAUAUCCCAGGAAGGCACUGGGUCAUUUCACACAAUAGAGCUUCUCACUUCUCCUGGCCAUGUAAAACAAGAUGGGACUGGACACGGCUCAUUUUGUCAAAACUACACAGUAGAUGAGACUUAAAUAGACUGGUGUUAAAACAACAGCAGAAUAUAUGUGUUUUUUAACAAGAGACAGAGUCAUAAAGCUGUCUUCAUGAAAAGAGAGGGAUAGAGGAGAGAGGGGCAAGGAGUCGAGGAAAGAUGGCCAGAGAGGAAAAGGAAGAGAGCAGGAGAGAGGGUGAAAGAGGGAGUGACGGAGAGAGAAGAGAGGGAGAGAGAGAAAGCAUAUGAGAGAAAGUGAGUGUCUUGCCACAGAGGGAAGUGAGAAGUGUGACUGCGGUAGCAGUGCUGCCCAGAGGAACUCUGAGAAGACUUGUCCAAAGCCAUCCCGUCAGAAGGCGAGCUCAUUAGGUUCAUAACCCUCUGGGAUCAGCGGCGGGGCCCGCUGUCAGGUUGAGUCCGCCGCCUGGAUAGUGAUAAGGGUGAAUAAUGAGGACAAAGAGAGAGAGAGAGGCCAGGUCUCACUAAGCCCUGCUGAUAGAACAGCCCACGCCAGCAGGGGAGCCAGAGAGCCUCUCCCUCUGGCCUGCAUAGCACUGGAUCCACGACUCGGGAGUGACUAAAACAAAUCCUGGCUAGGGGGACCCACUAAACCAGGGGUGUCAAAUAUAUGGCAUACGGCCCAUGGUGGUGGGGGGGGGGGGGGGGUAAAAUCCAGCUCGCUAAUAAUCACUGAAAUGAAAGCUAGACAGUCAGGGAGCAUAGAAAAUUGAAGACCGAAUGCGGCCCCAGGGCAAAAUGAGUUCGACACCCCUGCUCUAAACUGACCCACAGUUGAAAUAAAACAGCUUGUGAAGUAAGCUAAUGACAGUCAAUGACAGACUCUGUUGUUUGUGCAUUUGAGAGUGUGUCUUUUCAAGUGUGUUUGUUUAUGUAUAUGAGAGUAUGCGGUCUGCAUUAUUGUGUGUGCAAGUAUGUGGGUCAGCAUGGCUGCUAGUCCACAGUCCAGAGCAGGAUGGCCGUCAGCUUGAUUCAACCUCAGAUCUAUGACAACCGUUCCCUUUCCUGACCAUCCCCCACAAACUCUGCCCCUCCCUUCGCUGCUGACCUGCUCAGCAUCAGCAGUAAAAACACUAUCACUGAUCUGGGAUCUGGGCUCCCACUGACCCGUGCUACUGUUGACCAAGAGAUGGUCCAAGGAAUCAUUCCUGAAAUGCUGUCACUUCCCAGCUGUCACUGAGUGUCUUGGUUUAUAAACCAGUUAGUAGACUGUCUGGGGCUGGCAUUUUUACCCAAAAGAUGAAAGAGAGAAUGCACAAUUUGGUUCUGGAUUGAUCCAAGGAAGGCUUGUCCUGAUCAAUGCAACCAGACAGCACAGAGAGAGUCAGACUCCUUCUUGCACUGCCUCCAGACAGACACUGGCCAGACUAGCAGACUAGACAAAGGUCGUCACCAGAGAGUCUCCAGUCAACCAACCAGUAGCUUAUCUCUAUCCGUUCCCUGUCACUACAGAGUCUGUAGCCAGCCAAUGAACCAAUUGAUUAUCUCUAUCUGAAACUUGCCUCAGCAAAAGGGGGCAGGGGCAUGUGAGCAUUGGGCUGUUCAGGGUGCAACCAUGACCCCGGCCGGCUGUGGCCUGAUAGCACAGGAGGCUGCUGAGGGGAGGAUGGCUCAUAAUAAUGGCUGGAAUGGAGUGAAUGGAAUGGUAUAAAACACAUGGAAACCAUGCAUUUGAUGUUUUCGAUACCAUUAAAUGUAUUCCGUUCCAGCCAUUACUAUGAGCCUGUCCUCCCCAAUUAGUCUUAACCCCUUUCUGUGGUAGCCUCCUGGAGGGGCUGGCCUCUUAAGACAAGGCUCUGGUACCACUGGGCUAUGAGUCUAGAAGGUAGGAUAGGUGGGAGAGCUUGACGCUCAUCGGCCCUGACAGAGCUGCGCUGGAGAUGACCCUGCUCCAACCCUGCUGACGCUCCAGUGAGCAUGUGGCAAGGCUACUGGGCUACUCUGAGCAGACUGGUGCCGAUGUGCUGACCUAGCCCCACCCCCCUCCCCCCCAACCUAAACAUUGAGCACGCUCCACAUGUGCUGAUUGAUGCACUAUACAGUUGCAACUCAAGUGUGACAAAGGGGUGCCCACUUUUCAGUAUCAACACGUUGAACUACAGUACAUUUACAAAUGUCCACAUUGUAUGGACAAAGUUGGGCAUUGUAUGCACACUAAUGCUGACUCCAGUAGCAUUAAAAUAGGCUUACCUCCAAAAAAGGCUAGCCAUGGAAAACCUGAGCAUCUUAAGCACCCCAUUCACACUAUGAGUCAAUUCAAGUCAAUACAUCACUUGGCAUUUAGCAUCUAGGCCAGGGACAACCAUUAAUUUAAAGGGGGAAAAACUAGCCUCAAAAAAAAAAAAACAUCUUAAAAAGGCUUAAGACUGUGGUGGUGGCUGGUCAUUCACUGGUGCCCCUAAGAGGACUGUGUGCUGUGAUCGACUCGGGAGUGACUAAAACAAAUCCUGGCUAGGGGGAUUUUCGUUCGUUGUUCGUCUGACCUUGUACUUGUUUUUAUUUUCUUCUACCUUUCCUUCUUUCCCCCUGAUAGAUAAUCCUGAACUCCAUGCACAAGUACCAGCCUCGGCUCCACAUCGUCAAGGCCGACGAGAACAAUGCCUUUGGGUCUAAGAACACUGCCUACUGCACUCACGUGUUUCACGAGACAGCCUUCAUCUCCGUCACCUCAUACCAGAACCAUAAGGUACAGUAUGUCUUCUGCACACAUAGUCUGAUGUUUCUAAUGUCAGUAAUAAGAGAGCAUGUCUUCAAAAUCCAAAAUGGACAGUUAUAGAUCGUCAAGUUUUCAUAGUCAAGUUUUGACUGAACCUAGCUGCACAUUUCAUGAUGAGUCUCGAGUGCAGUGACAAGAUAUGUUGCUGUCUUCCUAGAUAACUCAGCUGAAGAUCGAGAACAACCCGUUUGCCAAGGGUUUCCGUGGCAGCGACGAAGGGGACCUGCGUGUCUCCAGACUCCAGGGGUAUGUUCUGUAUGUUUAUGGGAAUGUGCCACUCAAUAAAAGUAUAUGGAAUACUUACUUUAUCAUGGAAACAAUUCUACUUUUGGCACAGUACAUCAUUCAUUGGAACCAUUUUAUCUUUUUGGAACUUGUUCCAUUUCUUCCUUUAGCAGAUUUUUUUCCCCAUCUGUGAAUGAAUUAACUGUGCUUGCUUCCUUUAAUACAUUGCUCUCUCUCUGCAAAGUAGAAUCUGUAACGCAAGUGUUGGGGAGUAGUGAACUACAUUUAGUUAAACUAGUAAUUAAAUUACAUUUUGCAGUAGCUUGGUGGUAGUUUAACUAAAUUCAAAUCUUGGUAGUGUUUUCAGUAGUUGCCAUGUAAGGGUGUAGCUAACUACUGUAACUACACACUACUAUUUUUUUUGCAAAAAUAAAAUAAAAUAUGGGUGUAGGCAAGAAUGUACCUUUAUGCACCCGAUACUAGCAAUGAUAGGGUUGUAAUAUUAAAUAACAUUUAUAGUAAGCAUAGUAUUUUAUAAAAGGAUAAAACGACAUAACAAGCAGAAUAAUACAUCUUUAAAUACAAAUAAUUAGAACAUGGCUUUUUUGACGGGAGGUUGUUGUUUUGGCGGAUGGUUGUUGUGGUUGGUCCUGUGUUCUCUCUGGCGUCCUUUCCCCCUUGCGGCAGAUGUGGAUGCGGGUGCGUUUGCACGCUCGGCCCAUUUCUUCCGCAGUCAACCAUGUGGUGUGCAUUUUUGUGUUUGAAAAGGUGCGGCGUUAAGUGAGUGAGAGGGGAAAUGGUUGCAUAUCCCAGAGCCGACCGGGGGUCUAUGAGCAGGGGUAGUGAGAGAGAGCUUUCAAUUUUGUGUAGAUGAGGGAUAUACAUUUUUAAAUAUAGUAUAAAUCUAAUCUAAUUUUUUAUUGUCCUAUCAUGAUGGAAAGAUCCCCCCUAACCCUAUAACCUGGACACCCACCUGAGCGACCCAUACACCAAAGAGAAGUUCCCAUCUCUUUUAUGGACCUGCUGUGAGUAUGCAGCCUAAACAGAUAAAUAAAUGCGGUCAGAGACCUACUUGAGCAGCACCGCCCCCUCAAGAUUCUGAGCCUGCCUGGCAGGGUUGGUCCUACAAAGCCAGAGCCCACUGAUGGGAGAGCAUAAUAUACAAGGAAAUUCUCAAAGCUGCUAAUGAGAACCUUGACGACCUUUUACCUAGCCGGUGGGGAUUCCGGUGGGGUACGCCCACCCAGGUAGUGGCAGUGCUGGCAACACUGGCUGCAGUAACCCAUGGGGAGGGGGUCACACUCGGACAAUCAGAGAGGGGGUUUAUCAUUGUGGCCCAGGUGGCACAAAAUAAUCAAAGGUCUGACCGCACAGAGAUGCUUGGGAAAAUGGUUACAACAGGGGAUCAGAGUGUUUGUGUCUCAGGUGAAGAGGGUGGAUCUGAUCUCCAUCAACUAGGACUUGACAUAGAUUAAGUAGAUUAAUCAAAUCUCACAUUCUUAUCAAUUUCUGCUCAAUCUGCAUGCUUUCUCAAUCAGCUUUAACUGUAUGUGCACUCGUAAAUCAGGUUAUUUCUCGAGUUGGGCUCUGGGAUAUAACAGCCGUUGAGUAUCUGAUUUUAUGGUGGAUUGUGGAGGAGGGGGGUUGAGUGUGUUGGAGUAUGUGAGUAUGUGCGUGUGUGCUUGUCUGGCAUCUGUUGUGGGGGGGUGGGGAUGUUGGGGGGGGGGGGGGGGGGUAUGGGAUUGACCACGGGAAUUAUUUGCUAGGAUAAUAAUUGCUUGUCAAUGAAUUAAAUGUAAUACAAUGGCAAUCCGGGUUAUAUGUUAAAAUCCUACGCGUGAACUGCCGACAUUAUUACCCAUAUUAAUUGAUAAUGAUGGAAAAUAGGAUAUGCAUAAUUUUUCAAAAAUAGUUAUAUAUACAGUGGGGAGAACAAGUAUUUGAUACACUGCCGAUUUUGCAGGUUUUCCUACUUACAAAGCAUUUAGAGGUCUGUAAUUUUUAUCAUAGGUACACUUCAACUGUGAGAGACGGAAUCUAAAACAAAAAUCCAGAAAAUCACAUUGUAUGAUUUUUAAGUAAUUAAUUUGCAUUUUAUUGCAUGACAUAAGUAUUUGAUCACCUACCAACCAGUAAGAAUUCUGGCUCUCACAGACCUGUUAGUUUUUCUUUAAGAAGCCCUCCUGUUCUCCACUCAUUACCUGUAUUAACUGCACCUGUUUGAACUCGUUACCUGUAUAAAAGACACCUGUCCACACACUCAAUCAAACAGACGCCAACCUCUCCACAAUGGCAAAGACCAGAGAGCUGUGUAAGGACAUCAGGGAUCAAAUUGUAGACCUGCACAAGGCUGGGAUGGGCUACAGGACAAUAGGCAAGCAGCUUGGUGAGAAGGCAACAACUGUUGGCGCAAUUAUUAGAAAAUGGAAGAAGUUCAAGAUGACGGUCAAUCAACCUCGGUCUGGGGCUCCAUGCAAGAUCUCACCUCGUGGGGCAUCAAUGAUCAUGAGGAAGGUGAGGGAUCAGCCCAGAACUACACGGCAGGACCUGGUCAAUGACCUGAAGAGAGCUGGGACCACAGUCUCAAAGAAAACCAUUAGUAACACACUACGCCGUCAUGGAUUAAAAUCCUGCUGCGCACGCAAGGUCCCCCUGCUCAAGCCAGUGCAUGUCCAGGCCCGUCUGAAGUUUGCCAAUGACCAUCUGGAUGAUCCAGAGGAGGAAUGGGAGAAGGUCAUGUGGUCUGAUGAGACAAAAAUAGAGCUUUUUAGUCUAAACUCCACUCGCCGUGUUUGGAGGAAGAAGAAGGAUGAGUACAACCCCAAGAACACCAUCCCAACCGUGAAGCAUGGAGGUGGAAACAUCAUUCUUUGGGGAUGCUUUUCUGCAAAGGGGACAGGACGACUGCACCGUAUUGAGGGGAGGAUGGAUGGGGCCAUGUAUCGCGAGAUCUUGGCCAACAACCUCCUUCCCUCAGUAAGAGCAUUGAAGAUGGGUCGUGGCUGGGUCUUCCAGCAUGACAACAACCCGAAACACACAGCCAGGGCAACUAAGGAGUGGCUCCGUAAGAAGCAUCUCAAGGUCCUGGAGUGGCCUAGCCAGUCUCCAGACCUGAACCCAAUAGAAAAUCUUUGGAGGGAGCUGAAAGUCCGUAUUGCCCAGCGACAGCCCCGAAACCUGAAUGAUCUGGAGAAGGUCUGUAUGGAGGAGUGGGCCAAAAUCCCUGCUGCAGUGUGUGCAAACCUGGUCAAGACCUACAGGAAACGUAUGAUCUCUGUAAUUGCAAACAAAGGUUUCUGUACCAAAUAUUAAGUUCUGCUUUUCUGAUGUAUCAAAUAGUUAUGUCAUGCAAUAAAAUGCAAAUUAAUUACUUAAAAAUCAUACAAUGUGAUUUUCUGGAUUUUUGUUUUAGAUUCCGUCUCUCACAGUUGAAGUGUACCUAUGAUAAAAAAUUACAGACCUCUACAUGCUUUGUAAGUAGGAAAACCUGCAAAAUCGGCAGUGUAUCAAAUACUUGUUCUCCCCACUGUAUAUAUAUAAUAGAAUUAUUGUAAAAUUAACUGUGUCCAUAAGGUGUAGAUAGUAAGUAUAGGCCGGAAGUAGAGGCCUGGGCAUUGUUGUUCACUAAUUUACUCCAAGUAGGGAAAGGAUGGCGGGGUUGAAAAGUAAUAAAGGGGAGUAUAUAUAUAAAAAAAACAUGGGGGAAGUGAUGCAGACAAUUACAUUGAUAGAAGAUACAAUCUAUCUGCAAUAUUAAGCUGAUCCAUCCCCCAGAAAAAAAAAGAAAAAAAGAACAAAUAAUGUACCUUUAAAAAAGUAAAAAAUGUAUCAGGCCUGCCUAAUUCUCACUUGAAACUCUUUUUCUGUGCAUAAUUUACACUUUUUGUCUUUAAAUUACACAUUCUGUCAACAUCUGACUCCAGAGUGAAUUGUUCUUGCAAUUUGUAGUCUAUGACAUUUCAGAUUUAGAUAUAACUUUUCACUAAGUAGUUUGGAUGUAGUGAACAACUUUUUCUAAGUAACUUUAGUUAAGUAAGCUAUGUUUUUCUUAAGGGUAGCUUUGGUGUAGCUUAACUUCUUCCAGUGUGAAGUAAUUGGUAGCUUGUUAAACAAUAUUUUCAGAGUAGCUUCCCCAACACUGUAACGCUAAUCCUUCUGUUCUUGUUUCUCCAUCUUCCUGUCCGUAGAAAAGACUACCCAGUGAUUUCUAAGAACAUGGUUCGCCAGAGGCUCCUCUCCUCACACGGUCACCUGACGGGGCACCCCCAGGUCCUGUCCCACUACCAGUAUGAGGGUGGGGUGCCUCUGGGGAACUCAGACCACCAGGAACACAUCUCCAAUCCCUUCCCUCCCAGCCGAGAGCCCAGCCUGCUCUACCACUGCUUCAAACACAGAGGUGGGUUAGCUACAGACCUACCUGAACAUCUCCAUACCUGUCAAUCACAGAAAAUGGGAAGUCCUCAUUAGUCUUUCAGAAAACGUUGUUGUCUUGCAACACAUCUUUUGGUGCUACACAUCAAUAUCACACAAUAUAAAUGGGUUGGUACACAGUUCCGAACAGUAUGAAGAAGCAUCAUAGGACAGCAGGGUGAUACAUUGAGUUUUUUCGUUCAGUUAUGAUGAUUCAAUCUUCAUUUCUUUACAGAUAACACCAGGCACCUGGAACUGGGUUGUAAACGGACGUAUCUGGACACGGCGCCUCCAUCAAUCUCGGAGGAACACUACUUCCGCUCUCCUCCCUCCUACGAGCCUCCACUGCUGUCCCACCCCUACUGCGGUGAGGCCAUAAGCUCCAGGGAGGCCUGUAUGUACGGAGGGAUGGAAGGAGAGAACGGCCACGGGGCUGUGGGUGCUGACGACCUGGUUCCCCCCUCUCUGAACUGCAACAUGUGGGCGUCGGUGCAGCCUUACCCCCGGUAUAGUGUGCAGACAGUGGAGGCCGUCCCCUACCAGCCCUUCACUGCUCACUUCACCAGUACUGCCACCGCCACCUCCGUGGUGCCCCACCACACCCCCUCCGGACCCUCACGCCCCCAGCCCGACAUAGGAGUCUACAGUCCAGCCACAGCACAGCGAGGCCUGGCCGCCAUCCCCUCGUCAUCCUCCGCCUCGUCUUCCUCUCCACCAGUUCCUGGUUCCGGGGAUAGCAGGCCGGUGGUCCAUCCUCCUCUGUACCACAGGAAGCCUGGGCCUGGGUCUCCUCUCCUGCCUCACAGGGAGUUCUCGGCCUUCCCAACACAGAGCGCCCCCCCAUCCAUCCGGGACCCGUUCUACCAGUACCAGAUGGGGCAGAGCAGUGUAGGGGCCCACUGGAAUGAUAGCUAGGGCUAGGGGGUGCUGUGUGGCUCCUGAGGCAGCGGCGAUGUCCACCCACACGGUCGGUCCAGAAUCAACCAGAUUCCCCCUAGCCAGCCAGCCAACGUUGAACUGCCUGUGAGGCAUCUGAAGUGAGAUUAUGUUGAAAUACAGCCAUGAAAACCUUGCCAAGUUGCACAUUGGAAGCUAUAGUAGUUUAGCAUGAGGGGAAGCAGAUCAGAGUGGCCAAACUCCAAUAGAAACCUACAUCUGCCCAAAGGCUCUGCACCUUCAGACCCAUGUUAUCCUGACUGGAGGAGCAUCGUGACUGUGAUGAUGAUGAUGAGUAUUCCAGAGGAAGAACCCCUCUAUAGAAUUCUGCAAAAGCAUGCCAUAUAAUGGCUUAAGAAAAUCAUCCAAAACGAUCAAUGUCAAACAGUGUCAAAAGGAGAUGUGUUCAGCAAAGUGAAGAAUAUCCAUUAUGCCUUUGAUGUGUUUGAAGUAGUGUGUUUAGGAUUAAGAUGGACACGUAUGUACCAGUAAUGAAUUGAUUAACUUUUCUAAGAAAAACAUUUAAAUGCAAAACUUGAUCAUAUUAUUAUCAGCAAACGAGGGAGUGGAACAUGGAUGUGUGUGUGCAGUUUUGCAAAGUUUUGUUGAGACCUUGAGUAAAGCCUUAAUUUAAUUUGCCAUCUUCGCUUGUGUUGAGAAACUUUGCUCGUUAGAAAUCUGUUGAACUUUAAACAUGGGCUGCAGGUAAAC